AUGCCUCACGCGGAAAACGGAACGAUGGGCGAGAACUCUGUUAACGGGGAGAAGGUCCAUUCUCACUUUCUCGAUCACUUGACAUCUUAUCCGGUGGUUUCAGAUUCCAUCACCGUCUUUAAGACCAACAAGUAUGGCGCAAAAUCACUGGAAUACGCGGAUCAGGGCUACAGCCGUCUGGCCAAGCCACUUCUCCCCUACCUCUCCAGGCCUUACGGCUAUGUUGCUCCAUACGUUGCUCGCGUGGACUCUCUUGGCGAUCAAGGCUUGGGCAAAGUCGACGAGACUUUCCCCAUCAUCCGCGAGGAUACCGACAAGCUGAAGGAAUCCCUCCGCGACGGAGCCACUUUCCCCCUGCGCUUCGCCGGUGACGUGAAGGCCCACGUGGUUGACACCUUGAACUCCGAGUACAAGAAGUGCGGAGGGGAUGGCCUCAUGGCCGGAAGCAAGGCGAUCAUCAGCACUAGUCUGGUCCUAUCGCAAGAGUCGUUGGCCUAUCUCAGCUCCCUGCUGCAGGCGAAGAAAGCACAGGCCAAGGAAGCCUCGCCCUCUCCCGAGAAUCUAACCGUUAAAAUAAAUACUACGCAAUUGACCGCGAGGUCGACUGCCACACAGAACGCCUCCCGCCGUCGGAGACGCGACUCCUCCUCCGAGGGCUACGCGGACGAGGGCUACGACAUCCGGGCCCCGACGAGCACCGACAUAAUGGUCAAGAAGCUGGUGCGCCUGGCCCUGGCCAGCGAGUACUCCCGCCAACCGCUCCGCCGCACCGACAUUAGUGCCAAGGUCCUAGGCGAGCAAGGGUCCCGGCAGUUCCGGAACGUGUUCGAGGAGGCCCAGCGGAUUUUGGGCGAGAAAUUCGGGAUGCAGAUGACUGAGUUGCCAGUGAGGGAGAAGGUUACUGUCAAUCAACGGCGAGCCGCCCAGAAGGUUGAAAAGGCGUCCUCAUCAAAUAAGUCUUGGAUACUCACCAGCCUCCUGCCGCCGGAGUACCGCAGGCCGGAGAUCUUGCGUCCUGGCAAGGCUCCAUUGGAAAGUACCUACACUGGACUUUAUUCGUUCAUCAUCGCUGUGAUCCUGCUGAAUGGUGGCGCGAUUCAGGAGCAGAAGCUUGAUAGGUACCUGCAGCGGACGAACACGAAUACCUACACACCGAUUGAUCGCACGGACCGGUUCCUUCAGCGUCUCUGUAAAGAGGGAUAUUUGGUGCGAAACCGCGAUGUCGAUGGCGGGGAAGAGGUGAUCGAGUACAUUCUGGGGCCGCGGGGCAAGACUGAGGUCGGGGCUCAAGGGGUAGCUGGGCUGGUUCGCGAGGUGUAUGGCCGUCAGGAUGCAGAUGAGUCUGAUGAGGAAUUUGAAAUUCGUCUGGCGCGAAGCCUCGGGUUCAAGGCGCCAGAAGGUCGUGCGGAGGCACCAGCCAACGAUGCCAAUGAAGACCAUUAA
Messenger RNA from Aspergillus homomorphus CBS 101889, 1443 nucleotides. Its product is annotated as MAGE-domain-containing protein. Gene Ontology annotation, biological process: DNA repair. The transcript is spliced from 5 exons. Bases 1 to 1443 code for a protein of 480 amino acids. Gene Ontology annotation, cellular component: nucleus. The record is from RefSeq and is a predicted model, not a curated record. NCBI's taxonomy places the organism in Eukaryota, Fungi, Ascomycota, Eurotiomycetes, Eurotiales, Aspergillaceae.